GAGGAGUGCUUGUGACGACAUGAUUUUUCGGUCGGGACUUAAUCCCAGACGACUUCCUCCGCCUCCGGCCGACACCGCGGGUUUUCUUCCCGCUUUCACGCGGCAAAAUGGGAAUCCGAAUCUAAUCUAAUUUAAUCCCUACAAAUUCUUUACGACAGAUCGAUCCCCAAAUUCCCGCAACAAGACCUGCGAUCCGGAGACGGGAAGUCAACCCCCACCUUCGAUCUACGACUGACCCUUCAACCAUUUCAGCUCGGAUCCCUUCCAGCAUUCCAGUUUUAUCCCUGUUUCUGUCGAUUUUCUCUGCCGGUAAGCUGAGCAUUCAUGGGGACGCCGGAGUUUCCCGAUCUGGGGAAGCACUGCAUGGUGGAAGAUUGCCAGCAGAUCGACUUUCUUCCCUUCACUUGUGACCGCUGCAAUCGGGUGUUCUGUCUGGAGCAUCGGAGCUUCAUCAAACAUCAAUGCCCAAAGGCUGAUAAGAAAGAUGUGACGGUCGUAAUCUGCCCGCUAUGUGCUAAAGGAGUCCGUCUCAUUCCCGAUGAAGACCCAAAUAUCACCUGGGAAUCUCAUGUUAACACCGAGUGCGAUCCCUCAAACUAUGAGAAAGUUACGAAGAAGAGAAAAUGCCCCGUCCCUGGUUGUAGGGAGGUCCUCACAUUCUCGAACAUAAUCAAGUGUAAGGACUGCACUUUAGAUCAUUGCUUGAAGCACCGGUUCGGUCCAGACCACAAAUGUCCUGGACCUAAGAAACCUGAAACUGCUUUCUCCUUCAUAAGUGCUCUAAGUAGGAGCAGGAAAGAUACACCAUCAAAAAAACCUACUCAAGUUUCAGCAGGAUCGUCGAAGUGGUCAGCUAGCCUUCUCAGUGCAGCUUCAAGCUUCCGUGCCUCAACUGAAGCAGGAGUGGCGAGACUAGGCAAUGAGUUUAACCGAGCUUUACAGAUAGCAAAAGAAGGGAUGGGCCCGAGCAGUAGUGAUGGAAAUGGGGCAGGAGAAGCAGAGGUGUGCCCUCAGUGUGGUGCAAAGUUUGCUGCAGUUACAGCUUUGAUAGAGCACGUCCAAAAAGUUCACGAGAACGGUGGCAAUCGUAGAGGUGUUCGGAAGGUAACAAUUGAUGUAUGCCCCAAGUGCAGUAGAGGUUUCCGUGAUCCUGUGUCCCUCGUGGAGCAUGUUGAGAGGGACCAUGGCGGCACUUCCAGAGCUUAGUAAGUCUACAAAGGCCUGUCAUUUGGCUGCGUAAUUCUCCUGUUGAUUGUGGUGAUCGAAUUGUUGAUAUUUGUUCAAUUAUGGGUGGAAAGAGUUGUAUAUGCUUCUAUCAUGACUUAUAUAAAUGCCGGGAAUUGGAAUGGUUGGGAAGUGCUGGCUUUUGAACAUCUAUGCUGAUACUAUGGGCAAGCAAGCAAAACAUAUCAGUUCUCUUCUUGUUUACAGCCUAUGGGAUUUGAUUAUGCCUAUCUUCUUGAUAGUCAUACUCAUCCUCCCAAGACCGUGGAAUUCCCGCUUGUCUCUUGUUACUUCUCUGGCUUUACUGGAUAUGGAUACUCAGUGGCUAUGUCCGACUCUGCCGACAUACAAAAUAAGCCUAUCCUCCGUUAUACAAAACAAACCUACGGCAUAUCGAAUUGGACUCUUUCCACCUGGACCGUGUUGGUACCAACAUUAUUGCCUCAUUCAAAAAGGAAACAACUCCUGGAGACACUCGAUUGCUUUGAGUAGUGAAGGUGGCUUUUAAUAGCUGGAUGGCUUUUAUUCUGUCUCAUGUUUGAAAAUUAAUGUGAUUUUUUAUAUGUAAUCAAUGUGUUUCUUUUAA
Molecule: messenger RNA, 1810 nt
Organism: Punica granatum (pomegranate)
Lineage: Eukaryota; Viridiplantae; Streptophyta; Magnoliopsida; Myrtales; Lythraceae
Source: RefSeq, a predicted model, not a curated record